AUGAUAUUCAAAAAGGUUGAUGAUAAUGAUGAGACUGAAGUAAUGUUUAAUAUUAAAGAAGAAGAUCGAGAAAUGAUGAUGUUUGAAUGGUUGGCAGAUAUAAAUAGUGAACCAAUAAUUCCUUCUACAAGCAAUGCUAAUAAUAAAACAAAAAAAUCCCCCCAAAAUAAACAGAGAAAUAAUAUUGCUAGAACUAGCUAUAAUAAAGAUGACUUGGCCGAAUGUAUUAAGAAUAAUAAGAAACGUCGAGACCGAUGGUGGUUUAUAAAAAUAUAA
Messenger RNA from Entrophospora sp. SA101, 276 nucleotides. Lineage: Eukaryota; Fungi; Glomeromycota; Glomeromycetes; Entrophosporales; Entrophosporaceae. The record is from the annotation of a GenBank genome assembly.